Molecule: messenger RNA, 2460 nt
Organism: Alternaria arbusti
Lineage: Eukaryota; Fungi; Ascomycota; Dothideomycetes; Pleosporales; Pleosporaceae
Exons: 2
Coding region: 1-2460 (819 amino acids)
Biological process (GO): RNA catabolic process; mitochondrial RNA 3'-end processing
Cellular component (GO): mitochondrial degradosome
Molecular function (GO): ATP binding; RNA helicase activity; hydrolase activity, acting on acid anhydrides
Source: RefSeq, a predicted model, not a curated record
AUGCCUCUGCUGCCGGCGCGACGGAGUUCGCUAUGUCUCAUCUGCUCUUUCGCCGCCCGCUCUCGAUCGCGAACCCAAAACCUCCUGCCCCGAAUCCAAGCCGCACACCGUUCCACCCCAGCCAAGCCCUCGAAGACGACGCAUUUCAAUCCUCUCCAACAGAGUAAACUUACAAAAGGAGGCGAUUCCAGAUCUUCCAAGUCGUCAAUACCCAUAGGCAUAGUCCGCGACAAACUAGACACCCUGCACAAGGAAUUCGCCACGCCAGAAUUUCUAGACAGACUCCAGAUCAGCCGCGAAGACUUCGACAAGGAAUGGACUACCUUCGAGCGAUCUAUCACCCUAUGGAUCAAGCAGGCCCCGCGUGAGUUGGUCACGUUGGUGCAGGAGGCCCAGCGGAGAAAGAACACACUUGAGAAGAGGCUACGAUAUUUGUUCUAUGCGCAAGCAUGUGGCGGCCGCUUCACGACGGCCGAGGCGGAGAACCAGAAGGAGGUGGCGGACCUGCGCUACCCAGCCGAAUGGUAUCCAGCGACACGGGAGAUUACGCGGACAGUACACAUGCACGUUGGGCCGACCAACUCUGGCAAGACGUACCACGCCCUGAAGCGUCUGGAGGAAGUCAACUCGGGCAUCUACCUUGGUCCGCUGCGGCUCCUCGCCCACGAGGUCUACACGCGCCUGAAUGCAAAGGGCAAGCCAUGCGCUCUGGUUACGGGUGAAGAACAGCGCUUGCCCGAGGACACACACGCCAACAUGUAUAGUUGUACUGUCGAAAUGGCCCCGCUCAAUACCAGAUUUGAUGUGGCUGUCAUCGACGAGAUACAGAUGAUCAACCACCAGGAACGGGGCUGGGCAUGGACACAGGCUUUCAUGGGUCUACAGGCCAAAGAAAUUCAUCUCUGCGGAGAAGCACGCACAGUACCACUGAUGCGCGAGCUUUGCGCUCUUGUUGGCGAUAAAGUGCACGUACACGAGUACGAGCGUCUGACGCCACUUCAGAUCCAGCCGAAGAGUCUGGGAGGCAACCUCACACUCCUUGAGAAAGGUGAUUGUAUCGUUGCUUUCACCGUCCUGGGUAUACAUGCGCUGCGACGCGAGGUGGAGAAGAAGACAGGCAAGAAGUGCGCUAUCGUAUAUGGAGGCUUGCCACCUGAGACAAGAGCUCAACAAGCCCGCUUGUUCAACGACCCAGACAAUGACUACGACUACCUCGUGGCGAGUGAUGCCAUCGGCAUGGGUCUCAACCUUGCUAUCAAGCGUGUCAUUUUCGAAUCUACUAUCAAGAGUAACGGCCUGAACUACGUGCCCCUGCAGAUCUCCGAGAUCAAACAAAUCGCCGGCCGUGCUGGGCGCUAUAAAACUGCUCAGCAAGCAGUCACUACAGACUCCGAACAGGCUUCGAUUGUUGACGGCGCCGCUGACCCCGCUAUUGGCCUAGACGACAAGCAACCCGAUACUGUCGAGGCAAAGAGACCUGAAGAGAAGACUAUAGGAUGGGUCACUACACUUGACCAAGUCGACCACGCGGCCUUGAAAUUGGGCAUGAAGCGUGAGCCCGAACACAUCAGCACAGCCGGCCUCUUCCCGCCGUCGCUUAUCGUUGAGCGGGUUGCCAACUACUUCCCCCCGGGAACACCUUUCGGAUACAUUAUGCUACGUCUACAUGAGAUCUCUGAGUUACACCCUCGAUUCCAUCUCUGUGCACUAAAAGACCAGCUGGCGAUUGCUGACGCCAUUCACAUGGUCAAAAAUCUCAGCAUUCAAGACCGAAUCAUGUUAUGUGCCGCACCCAUCAACAUGCGCCAACCGUCCCAGAAAGCGUUUCUGCGCCACCUCGCUGAAUGCAUUGCUGAAGGCAAGUCGGGUAGCCUAUUGGAUCUUGACACUCUGCCACUCAGCGUCAUGGACCGGCCCUCGUCUGCUGAGCGCAAGUAUCUCCACGAUCUGGAGGAACUGCACAAGAUGCUGGUAUGCUACCUAUGGCUGAGUUACCGAUUUCCCAACGUCUUCACCACCAGAGCCCUGGCCAACCACACAAAGAAACUCGUCGAAGAUCAGAUCGAGAAAACACUAAACGACUUCUCUUUCAUUGAGCAGGCGAGGAAGCGGAUGAAGACUACCAGAAAACAAGCAAGGAGAUCGAUGGUAUCAGAGCCUGAGACCAAUGAAGUCGACGGCCCCCAGGUUGCGGCUUUGAAGCAUCACAUCUCUGUACCACCGGGCAUGCCAGAGGAAGCGAAGGAUAUUCUCACCGAUCCGCGAUUGGCUUCUGACGAGCCCGCAACCACCGACGAUGUAAACGAAUACCCUGAUGAUCUACCAGCCACCAAGCUGGAUUCGCUUGCAGCCGAACACCAGGAGCGAACUGCCAAGCUUUCAGACGAAGUCAACGACCUUCUCAAAGGCCGAGCACAGUAUGCGGCUAACUCUAGCGAAGCCGUACGUCCCGUGAAUUAG